AUGGACCCACGAUCGCGGCGUGUCCCGUCAGCUGCUGUGGAUGACGGCGCUUCCAUUUGCUCGGACUCAUCCCAUCGGCUGCGCCCCGCCGAGUCACGCUAUUCACUGCGCGAGCACUUCGCCGUGACCAAGCGUGAGUACGAGUUUGGCUUCGACGACGCGUCCUCGGUUCUGGAACGCUCCACGCUGGCGUCCGAGGCCCUUCGCGGCGAUGAACUCGAUGACACCGUCGUCCUCGAGACCGAGGUGGCCCCUUUCUCCGACGGCAGCGCCGUCUACCGCGACUGCUACGAGCUGCUGUGCUUGCCGAGGGGACCGGCACUAUCCCCCGAGCAGGUCCACCGCGCCGCACGCCGCGUCAUCCAGGUCCUGGCGGUCGACAGGCAGCCACCGAGUCUGCAAAGCACAGCGGCCUUCCACCUCGGCCUCGCCCAGGCCGCCUUUGAGACCUUGGUGGAGCCAUCCCGGAGACUGGGCUAUGAUCUGUCAGUGGCCGACGACGAGCCGGACUCGGAUUGCGAUGAAGCUGUUGCCGUUGAGGACGACGGCGAGUGUUCCGGGCCAGAAAGAAAUGGCAGCUACGAGGGCCGGCUCCAAGAGCAGUACCUCCUCCUGACGCAACGGGAAUCCAGAGCAGGUACCGACCUCGGCUUGCGAGUAGAUGCCACAUCUUUGGUCGCACCGCAACUGGGUUCGCGGCGGCAUGGCUCAGGGCCGGGGUUCUUGGACUUCUCCCUCCGUAAGUCGGCCACCACAAGUGUGCCGGCUCUACGUGGGGUUUUGGAGAGAACUGCGUUACUGUUCGAGGAGCUCGCCCCCAGAGCGGCGUCCGGUGUUCAAGCUGGGCCGGCCUUCCACUUAUCCGAUCCGACAGUAACCAUCACUGGGUCGGCACAUGGACUGCUGGAUGAACCAUUCAAGCUGGCCCCGCUGCUCCUUGACCGCUACCAGCCCCCGGGCCCUUCAAUCCAUGGGCCGAGGCGCAUGGAGCAGCUGUUGGCGUCCCGUUUUCUUCCUGUGCUGCACGUACACCUUCGAGAGGAGCUCUGUGGGCGAGAAAAUGGGCGUCCGGGAGGCGUCCCUGACCUUGUUGUCGAGCAGGAGCUGGAGCUGCUUCCUCAGCUGUCGACGACUACGAGAAUAGCGCACUCCUUCAAUCUUCCAGCCAGCGAUGAGCCUCUCAGCGUCGAGGUCUCUGCCCAGAAGAUACUCACACGGAGGGGUGGUUCAGCUCCCAGCGUGGGGUUGGCCGUCCACCAACGAGUCGGCCCUGGCACGGCUUUUCUUGUCGCCGACGGCGGCGAUUGGAACUUUUGGACUUCCAAAGAAUGCCAAGAUCUCUCCCGGUUUGCGAAGAUCUCCGGGGCCUUUGCGCCGGUCAUCGACGUCUUCCGGAACCCUCCAACCGUCGAGGUUGGCUAUGCCUUUGGCCGGCACGAUCUAGGCUUGCAGUCCGGACAAGCCCUCACCAAGCCUCGUGAAAGGGGCCUGACGGCAUUGGACUGCGACGUUGACGAGAACAAGCCCGGCUCCUGGACCGUAUCGACAGGUCUUACCCCGGGAAGCGCAGCUGCCUACCUCCGCUACGGCAGGGACCUCUUCUCCUCCUCGCCCACUUCCAAACCCGCGCGCCGCCACAAGCCCGGUUUCCGCGCAGAGGUCGAGCUGGCCGGCACCACCAGCCACGACUUCUUCAUCGCCUUCCGCGCACUCAAACGAAUCGGCCGCUUCUCCAAGGCCGGUCUCGAGCUCGCCCUCUCGCCGAGCAACCUGCACCUCUCGCUGUACUGGUCGCGCCUCGGCCAGAGAAUCAGCCUCCCGCUGUUACUCGCCGCCCACCGAGCCCGACUGGUCGGCACGACGACCACCAGCACCAAGCUCCUCUUCUGGACCACCGUCCUCCCCUUCGCCGCCCUGGCGGCCUGGCAUCUCUACCGCCAGCGCCGGCACGGCCGCCGGUCAACCAAAACCACGACCACCACCCCCGGCACCACCACCACCACCACCACCAACAACAACAACAACAACAACAACAACAACAACAACAACAACAACAACAACAACAACAACAACAACAACAACAACAACAACAACAACAACCGACAAGAGGACAAGCAAAAGCACCACCAAGCGGCGACCAUCGCGCGCCUCCGCGCCGAAGCCGACUCGCUGACGGCGGUGCUGGCGACGGGUGUCGAGCCGGCGCAGGCGGCGGGGCGCGCGCGCGGCGGGCUGGUGGUGCAGAGCGCCAAGUACGGCGUGCGCGGGGCGCCGCCGGAGGAGGUGGCGGACGAGCUGCGGCUGCCGUGA
Messenger RNA from Thermothielavioides terrestris NRRL 8126, 2310 nucleotides. RefSeq lists its product as uncharacterized. The transcript has 3 exons. Lineage: Eukaryota; Fungi; Ascomycota; Sordariomycetes; Sordariales; Chaetomiaceae. The coding region runs from base 1 to 2310 and encodes 769 amino acids. The record is from RefSeq and is a predicted model, not a curated record.